Messenger RNA from Thlaspi arvense, 1120 nucleotides. Lineage: Eukaryota; Viridiplantae; Streptophyta; Magnoliopsida; Brassicales; Brassicaceae. The record is from the annotation of a GenBank genome assembly.
CCGGCACACAACGGGCCCAUCCGCUAAGCCAAAGGAAAAAAAAUAAAAAUCUCAGCCGUUGAAAUAAUCAACGGCUCCUGAUCCUUCGUCUUCCUCCCCAAAUACCCAAAACCCUUCCCCUGUUUUUUUUUAUUAACCAGAAAAAAACCCAAUAAUUUUACAACUGUCCAGAGAGAGCGAUGAACGAGAUCAGCGAGAGAGAACCCAUGAUCUUCAAGAGAAACUCGGGAGAGACGGAGUUCGAAGGAUCUAACAUCAAGAGGAUAAGACUCGACGACGAUGAUGAUGAUGAUUUAGCAGAUUCCGAGGUUCUACGCUCACUGGAGAGAACCGUUUCUUCUUCUUCCCUCGCUUACUCAGCUUCAGAUUCCGGAGGUUUCUCCGUCGCUUCAUCUGAAGAAUACCAUCACCGGAGCUCAAGCGUCAGCUCCGGCUGUUCUAGCAGUGAAACUAACGAAAUCUCUACAGAUACUCGUCUGCCAUUUUUAGAUCUAGAGGCUCAACAAAUCUCCGAAACCGAAAUCUCAACGUUAAUCACCAACAAUUUCAGAGAACAAGGAAGUCCAUUAAGCGAGAAUCUGGGUGAAACAGCUGAAAUGGACUCGGCGACGACGGAGAAAAGAGAUCAGCGAAAACCAGAGAAGACGGAAAAGUCUCCGACGCAGGCUGAGCUCGACGACUUUUUCUCGGCGGCGGAGAGAUUCGAACAAAAACGAUUCACAGAGAAGUACAACUACGAUAUCGUCAACGAUACGCCGCUCGAAGGUCGGUACCAGUGGGUUACUCUGAAGCCAUAAAAGACAGAGGAGGAAGAAGAAGAAGAAAAAAGAGAAGAGACAAUGCUAAAGUUACACGUCGUUUAGUACUGUGAGUUUGUCACAGACAGGAUCAUAGGAGUUUUUAUUCCACUGUACAGUCCUCUAAUUUUAGUUGCUUAGCUAUCGAAUCGAUCUUAGCUUCUUUUUUCUUGUGUUCUUUCGUACCAAAGAGUAAAAAGGACGCAGCUUUUUUUGUUCUCGUGAUGGAAAAUUUUCAAGAACUAAAAAGUUUUUUUGUUUUUAUCCUGAAUUUAAUUUUUCCGUCCAAGUUGUUAAAUUUUUCAAUGUGGGGUUACAAGAUG